Molecule: messenger RNA, 1941 nt
Organism: Gryllus bimaculatus (two-spotted cricket)
Lineage: Eukaryota; Metazoa; Arthropoda; Insecta; Orthoptera; Gryllidae
Source: the annotation of a GenBank genome assembly
AUGGACUUGACUAUGAAACAUAGAAAAUUAACAAGAAAUAGAUCACCACCCGCAGUUCCUACGAGCAAUAAAACAAAGCACAAUAAAAAGAAGAAAGCUUUGAAAUACCGAAAAUGCGUUUGUUCACCUUCCAGUCACGGACACGUCGAUUUUCCAAGAGUGUGGAACGAACUUCGUUUACGGCAACAACUUUGCGAUGGAAUAAUUCACAGUAGUGAUGGGAAAGCUCUCCAUGUGCACAGGGCGCUGUUAUCUGCUGCUAGUUCACAUUUCAAAGCCCUUUUCACAGCUGCGCAUCGAAGUUCGAGAUCUGAAACAAAUGAAGUUAAUGUUGACAUAAGUUCUGAAUUACUAGAAUUAAUUUUGGAUUAUGCAUACACAGGACGCUGCAAUGUGACUUUAAAUAACGUUCAGCAGUUGCUGCCAGCAUCUGAUCGCUAUGCCGUUUUUGGAGUCGUUCAACAGUGCUGUGCUUAUUUGAUCGAAGAAAUGCGUCCAGAUAAUUGUUUAGGCAUUUUUAGAUUUGCUUGCCCUUAUUUCUGCAGCGCUUUAGAAGAACGUGGUAGACGGUACAUAGCACAUAACUUCAAAAACAUUCUAGAUCAAAGCACAGAGUUUUUCGAUCUAACAGCUGAAGAACUUGAUGCAAUAUUAAGCGACGACGAACUCAAUGUAGCCCACGAAGAAGUAGUGUUUGACUCCAUUACGAAAUGGAUUGAUGCAGAUCCCGAUCUCAGAAGACCCUGGUUUGGUACACUAAUUCACAGUCCUAGAUACGGACUCAUGAGCUUCAAGUUUUUUACGGAAUCUGUCAUGAGUAAUCCUUAUAUUUGCGAGAACGCGGAUUUGCAGAACAGCUUGUACCCAGCAUCAUUAUUCCUCGCCAAACUGGAUUCGAAGCGAGGUUCAGAGGUGGACCUCAACGAUCCGGUGGCUCGUCCACGCAUCCCCUACGAAAUCCUCUUCGCAAUCGGCGGUUGGAGUGCGGGCAGCCCCACAAGUUUUGUGGAGACAUAUGAUACCAGGCCACUAAAUCAAUUUUUUUAUAACCACUGGGAUCUACAGUUGGCUGACAGAUGGUUCCUCUCUGUGAACACAGAUGUGACACCUAGAGCAUAUCAUGGUCUAUGUGCACUGGAUAGUCUCAUAUACAUGAUUGGUGGUUUUGAUGGAAAUGAACACUUCAACUCAGUUCGCUGUUUCAAUCCAAUUACUCGAAAAUGGAAAGAACGUGCCUGCAUGUACCAUGCCAGACCACCUCUGAUGAACUUACUGCCUGCUUCAGGAGGAAGGAUCUAUGCAAUGGGAGGUUACAAUGGCCGGACAAGAAUGAAUUCUGCUGAAAGAUACAAUCCUAACAGCAAUCAAUGGGAAAUCAUUCCUUCUAUGCAGAGACAACGUUCUGAUGCCAGUGCAGCAGCAUUGAAUGACAAGAUAUAUAUUGUUGGUGGGUUCAAUGGUCAAGAGGUUUUAAGUUCUGCUGAAAUGUUUGAUCCACUAUCAAAUCAAUGGUCAUAUAUUCACCCAAUGACUAGUGCUCGCUCAGGAGUAAGCCUAGUAGCAUACAAAGGUUGUUUGUAUGCCUUGGGAGGAUUCAAUGGUUUCACUCGUUUGAAUACAGGAGAGAAGUAUGAUCCAUCACAAUCGUUGGAUUGGCAUGAAGUGACAGAAAUGUUCAGUCCUCGAAGCAACUUUGCUACUGUGGUCCUGGAUGACAUGAUAUUUGUCAUUGGUGGAUUUAAUGGAACAACAACAAUAGCUUACGUUGAAUGUUAUGAUGCCGAAACUAAUGAAUGGUAUGAUGCCUCUCCCAUGAAUCUCAAUCGAAGUGCUCUAAGUGCCUGUGUUAUACCAGGUUUGCCUAAUGCAAGAGAGUACUCCUAUCUCUCCAAGGCUCAAGAAAUUGGCCAAGGAGCUUCCAGCGAUGCUGCAUCUCACUGA